AUGUUUCUCUUCCAAGGCGCCAUACUCACGAUUCUCUGGAGCGCACACUACCGCUGGUAUGUCGUGGCCGUCUACGUGGCCUACGCCUCGUGGCGCUUCCUCUUUCCUCUGCAAACGUGGCCGCUCGCGCAGCGCUGGAUGCUGCGCAUGAACGCAGCGUGCCAGUACUUUCCGUCGCGCGCAGUGGUGUUUGAGCAAGGGGCCGCCGCGCCGCCGCCCGACUCGAAGGCCAUGCUGGCCUACCACCCGCAUGGUAUCCUCGCCGAGGCUGGUACGGUCGCCAACGGCUUUGCCGACCCCGUGUUUGCACCGUGCCAGAUUUCCUGGCUUGUCUCGGAGCUGCUCUUUCUCAUGCCGCCGAUCGCCAACAUCAUCUCGUGGUUUGGCUGCGGCCCCGUGCACCGCGCCAAUUUCGAGUCGCUUGCGAAGCGUGGCAGCAAUCUCGCACUCAUUCCUGGCGGGUUCGAAGAGGCGACCAUCUACGCGUAUGGCAAGCACCGCGUGUUUCUCAAGGAGCGCAAAGGCUUUAUCAAGCUCGCGCUGCAGCACGGCUACAAGGUCUACCCGGUGUAUACGUUUGGCGAAGAACGCACGUAUCUUGCCUUCGAGCCAGGUCUGCGCUUGCGCCUCGCACUCAACCGGUUUAAACUGCCCGGCGUGCUCUUCCGAGGCCUCUGGUGGUGCUUCUUCCUUCCAUUUGCGUCGCAGACCAUGACGACGGUGGUCGGCGCGCCGCUGCAGCUACCAACGCUUCCGUCACCGACGCCGGACGAUGUGCGCAAGUACCACGAUGCGUACAUGACGGCUCUCCAAGCGCUCUUUGAACGCCACAAGGCAGCGUACGCGCAGGACCCUACCGAGACGCUCGAGUUCUUUUAA
This is a messenger RNA of Saprolegnia parasitica CBS 223.65, 879 nucleotides long. RefSeq lists its product as hypothetical. The record is from RefSeq and is a predicted model, not a curated record. The coding region runs from base 1 to 879 and encodes 292 amino acids. Gene Ontology annotation, biological process: triglyceride biosynthetic process. Gene Ontology annotation, molecular function: diacylglycerol O-acyltransferase activity. The transcript is spliced from 3 exons. Lineage: Eukaryota; Oomycota; Saprolegniomycetes; Saprolegniales; Saprolegniaceae. Gene Ontology annotation, cellular component: endoplasmic reticulum membrane.